GACUAAUCCGUGAUAAAAGAAAAUACGAAAAGAAAGACAGCAGGAAACAAGCGAUUAAAAAAGAAGAGAAGUGAGAGAACCAGAAAAGACACAAAGGAUGAGAUAAUCAAGGAAAAACUGUAAAAAAAAGAGAAAAAAAAAUCCUUUCUCUUAAGUCCCCCUUGGAGGUCGCUCAGAGGUCAACGAUGAAAGAAAACGACCUCCUGGAUGACUGCCAGCGCCAUCUAUUGAGCUCGAGUGACUCCGAGGACGACCAGAGACCUGACAUCAACGACCUGUACAUUGAUGUUCUUGAAUCGGAGUUCCAGAUUCCUUUGCAGCCAGGAUGGUUCAGUCGGAGGACGAGGAUGGAGAGGUACCUCAUGCUGGCAGCGACGACCGCGGUCUUCGUCGUCGUCGGCCUCGCCAUCUCCCUCGCCGGUGUUGUCUACAGCUAUCGGAUGGGCAUACUAAAGGGCAGCGACACCUCAAUGCUGCCACUUAUUUCGGCAGAGCCACUCACGGCCUGCCAGGAGACGUUCCCUGAGAGUCCCAGCGAGACCUGCCAAAGCAAAGGAUGCGUCCGGGCAGCGGCGAAGCUGAUCGACUCGAUGGACGAGGCCGUGAACCCCUGCGACGACUUCUUCCGGUUCUCGUGCGGCGGUUUCCUGCAGAAGAAGAUCAUCCCUGACGAGAAGUCGUCCCUGUCGCGCUUCAACGAGAUCUCGGACGACCUGCAGGAGAAGCUGCGCGGGCUCGUCGAGGCGGAUCCCAGCGACGACGACUCGCCCGCCACCAAGAUGGUCAAGAACCUCUACAAGUCGUGCAUGGACACCGACCGCAUCAACGAGCGCGGCCUGAACCCCCUGAAGGAGAUCCUGACGCAGAUGGGCGGCUGGCCCGUGGUGGAGGGCGCGGCCUGGGACUCCUCGGGCUUCGACUGGCACACCAACGUCUACAUCAACCGCAAGUUGGGUUACUCGCUCGACUACAUCUUCGACUUCUCCGUCACCACCAACAUCAAGAACUCCACCUGGAGGAUCAUCGACUUACUCAUUCAUCCACCUCGCUUCCAGUUCUCGCUGCCCAAGGAAGAGCGCCGCAAUGCAACCAAACUGUACAACCUCAUGACGGUCGCCGAGUUGCAGGAGAAGGUGCCCCAGAUCCCGUGGCUGCAAUACUUCAAUACCAUUCUUAGUCCCUUCCAUGAGAUCGGUAUCGAUGAGCCAGUAGUCGUCGGAGUCCCCGACUACGUGAAGAACCUCGGCAAACUCCUUACAAGAACGCCCAAAAGAGUGAUCGCCAACUACAUGCUGUGGCGCGUGACGGCCGCCUCCGUGGGCUACCUGACCGACGACGCCCGAGACAUUCAGCUGAAGUAUUCCAAGAAGAUCGUGGGCAAAGGGACCCGGGAGCCGCGCUGGAAGGAGUGCAUGGGCUCUGUGUCGGGCAGCCUGAGCCACGCUGUAGGCUCCAUGUACGCCCGCGCCUUCUUCAGGGAGGACGCCAAGGCCGCCGCCGACGAGAUGGUCCGCUACAUCCGCGCCGAGUUCGACCAGAUCCUGCACACCAUCGACUGGAUGGACGAGGCCACGCGCGAGAGGGCCCUGGCCAAGGCGAAGGCCAUCACGCCGCACAUCGCCUACCCGCCCGAGCUCCUCGAGGACGACAAGCUCACUGAACUCUACGACGGGCUGGAGAUCUCCAACGGCGACCUCCUGGAGAACAUGCGGAACCUGACCAUCUUCGGCACCAACUACUCCUUCAAGAAGCUGCGCGAGAAGAUUGACAAGAAGGACUGGAAGAACCACGGCGCCGCCGCCGUCGUCAACGCCUUCUACAGCCCCCUCGAGAACUCCAUACAGUUCCCCGCCGGCAUCCUGCAGGGCGUCUUCUUCGAGGCGGAGCGACCCAAGUACAUGAACUUCGGCGCCAUCGGCUACGUCAUCGGCCACGAAAUCACCCACGGCUUCGAUGACUCCGGUCGCCAGUUUGACGAGAAGGGCGACCUCCGCGACUGGUGGGAGAAGCAGACCAAGGACAAGUUCCUAGAGAAGGCCAAGUGCAUCAUCUACCAGUACGGAAACUACACGGCCAAGGAAGUCAACCUGAAUCUGAACGGCAUCAACACGCAGGGCGAGAACAUCGCUGACAACGGCGGCAUCAAGGAGGCCUACUACGCGUACCUGCAGUGGGCGAAGGACAACGGCGAGGAGCGGCCCCUGCCCGGGCUGCCGUUCAGCACGCGCCAGCUCUUCUGGCUGUCGGCCGCCAACGUGUGGUGCGGGAAGUACCGGCCCGAGAGCCUCAAGCUCCGCAUCCUGACGGGCGCCCACUCGCCGGCGGAGUUCCGCGUGAACGGGCCCUUCAGCAACCUGCCGGAGUUCGCCAAGGACUGGAGCUGCCCGGCCGGCGCCAAGAUGAACCCAUCCAAGCGCUGCGCCGUCUGGUAACGCACGACGGCGGCGGAGGCGAGCGGGAGCGGGGAUACAGGCUUAUCUUUUUUUCUGAUUAUUGUUUUCAUUUUAUAGUUCUGGGUUUGCCCUUUGGUCUCUGACGGAAGAGAGCGAUGACGUUUAUGAAUGGGCUCGGCAAAACGUUUUUUUCUGUUCGACGGUCCAUGAUGUAACCUACUUAUCUCGUUCCUGGUGCUCCAUGGUUGCUACAGGGGACAUUGCCAGUCCAGUUUCUGUUAUAUAUUUUUUUCCAUUUUAAAUGCCAGCGUAUCACAUCCCCUAACCUCCCCAUAUAUGAAUAUCUGGAUAAAAGAAAGAAAAAAAUAAAAAAAAUAAAAAAGAUUAUAAAACAGUGACAAAAAACGUGAGAAAAAAAUCCUGGCCGCACAUUGUCUCAAAGGUGCGGUAAACCGGGAAAUCCUUUGAAGUUGUUAAAACAUUAUAUAUCUGUCAUGUAUAUAUGUAUAUAUAUAUAUAUAUAUAUAUAUAUAUAUAUAUAUAUAUUGUAUAUAUACAAAUAUGUAUUUAUGUGUAUAUAUAUACAUACACAGGUGUAUAUAUACAUAAUUAUAGAAAUACAUUUGAAAAGUCUAACAUUUCCCUCUCAUACCAUUUAGAAGUCUUACAUCCCAGCAAAAAAAAAAAAAAAAAUCUCAUUUCCGUCUUUCAAAUCAGUUCCCGUUUUCUCUGUCUUUCAAAGGACGUGCCCGGUUUCCCGUUUUCUUCGAGUCUGUGUCCACGUAGUUGGCGCCCUUUUCUCCGGCUGGGCCGAGAUGACGGGGCGCGAAAAAGCUGUUCUUAGAAUGAAGCUGAGUAGGUUUUGAAAGAUUAUAUAUAUAUUUUUAAUAAGAGUAUAUACAAAGUCAGGAUUUUUUAGGAAGUCGAAUUUUUAAACAAACCCCGAGGGAAAACCGUGAUCUGAAAGCUUUUUAAUUAUAGUGAGUCUCCCCUCUUUAAGUGUGUGAAGGAAAGAAAAUACAUUUUCUUUUUUGUUGUUUCAUAUAUUUGUUUUAAUAGAUUGUACACAACUGGGAGUACAAGCGAUUUUUUUUUAUGUUUGAUAUUUCACAUGGUUUCUUUUUUACAGUAAUUUAAUUACUUCGAUAGCCGAUUUUUUUCAGUCUUCUUAACCCGUAAUGUUCUAAAAGAAUUUGCUUUGAUUUUGCCUUCUGCACUAGUACUUAUAUAUCAUUUAGUUAUUUGUA
Molecule: messenger RNA, 3640 nt
Organism: Penaeus indicus
Lineage: Eukaryota; Metazoa; Arthropoda; Malacostraca; Decapoda; Penaeidae
Gene: Nep2
Product: neprilysin-2-like
Exons: 13
Coding region: 186-2432 (748 amino acids)
Biological process (GO): protein processing
Cellular component (GO): plasma membrane
Molecular function (GO): metalloendopeptidase activity
Source: RefSeq, a predicted model, not a curated record